GCUUCUAAAGCAAUAAGAAAGCAAACCCCACAAACCCUCUUCUUCUCCCUUUGUGUCCCUAAGACACACACAACACAAGUAGACAAACACAAAGGAACAAAUAAAGAGGUUAUUGAGAAACAUGGAGAGUAGUGACACUUGCUCUGCCCCACUUUCUCACUCUCCCACAUCCUCUUCUUCCUCACCCCCCACAGUUGUGAUGAGCCCUUGUGCUGCAUGCAAGAUUUUGAGGAGAAGAUGUGCUGACAAAUGUGUUUUGGCACCUUAUUUCCCUCCCACUGAACCUUCCAAGUUCACCAUUGCACACCGUGUAUUUGGUGCCAGCAACAUCAUCAAGUUCCUACAGGAACUUCCAGAGUCGCAGAGAGCUGAUGCAGUGACCAGCAUGGUUUAUGAGGCUAGUGCAAGAAUAAGGGACCCUGUUUAUGGCUGUGCAGGAGCAAUUUGCCAGCUCCAAAAGCAGGUGAAUGAACUUCAAGCACAAUUAGCCAAGGCACAAGCUGAGCUUGUAAACAUGCAAUUUCAGCAAGCCAAUCUUGUGGCUCUAAUUUGCAUGGAAAUGGCACAGAGCCCACAACAGGAAUCACCACAACAAUCAGUGGAUAAUAUUGUCAUUUCAACUCCUCCCCACAGUGGUGGCUAUCAAAGUGGCAUGAACUUCUUAAUUGAGGAGAACACUAGCCUAAACUCACUAUGGGAGCCUCUUUGGACUUGAAGGAGAAUCAUAUCAAUAUUAAUUAAAUAUAGCAUAUAGAUAGACAUUCAGAAAGUGUUCCAAUGAUUGUCUCCUAAGGAGAAGUUGAAGGAAUCAAUUAGAACUAAUAAAAUUUAAUUCAUAGCUAGGAUUUAUCAUUUAUGCAAUUAGGUUAAUUUCUUGCAUGUGGAAAAAUUUGGAGGGAAGAAUGUGAUAAUUUGGUAUCUAGUAUAAGAAGGUCCUACAUAUUCUUGUUGAUCAAAUUUGCUUCCUAAUUAACUAGGAGAUGUAUUCACUUGUGAUCUCUCCAACUUGAAACACCAAAAGAGCUCAGGAAAACAUGAUCCUAAAAGUUGUAGAUGGUGUUUUACUCGUGUAGUCUUUGCAAUUGAAGAGAAAGGAAAAUGUUAUGUUAUAAUAAGAGUCUUUAUUUACGGUGCUA
Molecule: messenger RNA, 1136 nt
Organism: Cajanus cajan (pigeon pea)
Lineage: Eukaryota; Viridiplantae; Streptophyta; Magnoliopsida; Fabales; Fabaceae
Product: LOB domain-containing protein 1
Source: RefSeq, a predicted model, not a curated record